CACACGGUUUGUCCCUCCGGCUCGCCGUAGUCCGCACGGCGGGAUUAGCUUGAAGCUGUUGAACCGAAAGUGUCACAACAGAGAAGCAUGAACUUUAGAGUUGUUGUCUGGAAUCACAGCUCGUGUUGAUUCACCGCCACAAACAGGACGCACCACAAGGGUCCUUUCCCCGCGGAGAAGAUGUGCUCGCUGUCGCUGUUCCCCCCUCCACUGGCUCUCGGACAGAGCACCCUGUGCGAGUCCAACAACGAGCUGCUGUCCGGGUCCAACACCGAGGACCGAGCCAAGCAGGACACCAGUCCACUGAGUCUCUACUUCCCCCGGGAGUCUCUGAAGCUCCACAGCCGAACAGAGAGCAGCAGCAAGGCGGCGUUUCUGGACCAUUCCGAGACCCUGUGGAUGAGGAGUGCUGCAGCAUGGCGAGAUGGUGGUUUGUCAGGACUACUGACUGAAAUUACCAAUUCAAAUACAGAGGUGCCAAAAUGGCUUUCAGUGAGUUCUGGUUGCACCCUGGCAUUGCUCCAGAGGGUCUCUUCGUUUCACGGCUCCUUGUUUCCUCAUCUUACAUUGAGCAGUGAAAACAUGAUUGCUGAGUUUUCACAAGUACUGAACUGGUCUGACUGUGUGGUGCGAGCCUUUGCGUGGCAUCCCCACACAGAUAAGUUUGCCGUCGCCCUCCUGGACGACUCCAUUAAAAUCUACAACCCUAAAAGCGCCACCACUCCCACACUAAAGCACCGUCUCCAGAGGAGCGUGGCAGCAGUGCAGUGGAAGCCGUUGUGUGCGUCUGCUUUGGCUGUCGCUUGUCAGAACUGUUUACUGGUCUGGCACGUGGACCCCUGCUCACUGUCAACCAGGCCUUCAUCUGGUUGUGCUCAAGUUCUGUCUCAUCCUGGUCACUCCCCAGUCACUUCCAUCGCCUGGUCUCCAAACGGAUCUCUUCUGGUGUCAGCCUCACCCAUGGACACUGCAAUAAUGGUUUGGGACGUCGCUGCAGAAAGCUGUGUGCCACUCCAGCGGGUCGGAGGAGGCGGGGUCACCUUCCUGUCCUGGUCCCCUGACGGCAGCCAUGUCCUGGCUUCCACACCUUCUGCCCUGUUCAGGGUUUGGGAGACCAGGAUGUGGACCUGUGAGCGUUGGCCAUGUGUGAAAGGACGCUGCCAGUCUGGCUGCUGGAGUCCAGAUGGGAGCCGGCUUCUCUUCACUGUGCAGGGCGAGAUGGUCAUCUACGCUCUGACCUUCACUGACGCACCAGGCAUCUCUUCAGGCACCUCCAAAGGAUCACAGGCAGCAGCUGUGGUGGCUGACCUAUCGGAGACAACCUUUAACACACCAGAUGGAGACAUCAUUCUCGGUGGAGAGAUCCAGUCCAUAGCCUGGGAUCCGAGAGGAGAGAGACUCGCAGUUAUUCUUCAAGGAGAUCCACAGUCAGCAGACCGACCUGCGAUCAUAGCAGUGUUCAAGACAAGAACCAACCCCAUCUUUGAGCUUCUGCCAUGUGGUUUUGUUCAAGGGGAAGCUGAUGCAGAGCCCAGACUGAUGCAGUUCCAUCCAAACUUCCAGCAUGGAGCCCUGCUCACUGUGUGUUGGUCCAAUGGAAGAAUUACCCAUGUGCCUUUCUACUUCCUGAGUACUGCUGUCCCCCAUUUUGGCCUGAGUGGCAGUCCGUUGUUGCCUCGCCUGCAGGAAAGGCAGAGUGCCUUGGCCAAUCAGUCGCUCUUCUCAGAGUUCAUCUCUUGACCAGCCAUCAAACACACACGUCAUUUUUUAUGUAAUGAAUUGUCAAUAAAAGUCUAGAAUGUUCUUGA
Molecule: messenger RNA, 1808 nt
Organism: Platichthys flesus (European flounder)
Lineage: Eukaryota; Metazoa; Chordata; Actinopteri; Pleuronectiformes; Pleuronectidae
Gene: aaas
Product: achalasia, adrenocortical insufficiency, alacrimia
Exons: 17
Coding region: 181-1740 (519 amino acids)
Biological process (GO): nucleocytoplasmic transport
Cellular component (GO): nuclear pore
Molecular function (GO): protein binding
Source: RefSeq, a predicted model, not a curated record